Molecule: messenger RNA, 1913 nt
Organism: Trifolium pratense (red clover)
Lineage: Eukaryota; Viridiplantae; Streptophyta; Magnoliopsida; Fabales; Fabaceae
Product: BEL1-like homeodomain protein 9
Exons: 4
Coding region: 78-1685 (535 amino acids)
Biological process (GO): regulation of transcription by RNA polymerase II
Molecular function (GO): DNA-binding transcription factor activity, RNA polymerase II-specific; RNA polymerase II cis-regulatory region sequence-specific DNA binding
Source: RefSeq, a predicted model, not a curated record
ACUACUAUAACUUAUCAUUUCACAAUCACAAUCACCAUCACUCUCUCUCUCUCUCUCUCUCUCUCUCUCUCUCUACCAUGGCAGAGGAGGGUUUUGAACAUUACCAUAUACCACAACAAAGCAGAAGAGAAAAGCUUAGAUUUUUAUCUCAAAACCAACCAAAUUUCAUUGAAUCUUCAACAACCCUUCAUCCAAAUUAUCCACCUUUACCUUCUCCCUACGACCCUUCACUCAUUUCUUCUCUUUUCUUACCUUCAACCAACCAAAACCACAGUAUAAUGAAUCCUAACCCUUUACUUUAUCAACCACAAAACCAUGGUUACACUGAUAUUAGUGCUAGUAGUAGUAGUAACACUAACAACAAUGAAGUAAUGUUGUUAAAGUCUGAACCUUUAUCAUUAACUUUAUCAUCAAACCAAAACAAUUAUCAGAUGAAUAUUCAUAACCCUUUAGAGGUUAAUAACCUUCAGAAAUAUGGUUCUGUUAUUGAUGUUUCAAGGAACACAGUUCCAUUAGGACCAUUUACUGGUUAUGCUACUGUUUUGAAGGGAUCAAGGUUUUUGAAACCUGCUCAACAACUAUUAGAUGAGAUAUGUUAUGUUGGGAUUUGUGCUGAUGAAAAAAUUGUUACUGCUGUUGAUGCAUCUUUUAUAUUGGAAAAUCAUUAUGAACAAGAGAGUAAUGAAAUUGGUAAUGGUGUUGAUGAUAUGCUUGGUGAUGGAAAUAAUGAGAGUAGGAAGAACAAGUCUAGACUAUUAAUUGUGCUUGAUGAGAUUUGCAGGAGAUACAGACAGUACUAUCAGCAGAUUCAUGCAGUAAUAACUUCGUUUGAAUAUGUGGCCGGCCUCGGAAAUGCAGCACCGUACGCAAGUUUGGCUAUAAAUGCCAUGUCCAAACAGUUUAGAUGCGUGAAGAGUAUGAUUACUGACCAGCUUCAGUUUAUCAGUAAGUCCAAUUUUCAGAUAAGCAAUAGAAAGGAUGAAUCUCCAAGGUUUCGUAACGGUGAUGGAGCCUCUUACAGCCAAAGGCUAGCGUUUCUAGAGCACGUCCAACAACCUGUUUGGCGACCUCAAAGAGGACUCCCUGAGCGCGCUGUUAGUGUUCUCAAGGCAUGGCUGUUUGAACACUUUCUGCAUCCUUAUCCAACUGAUACUGACAAGCUAAUGUUGGCUAAACAAACCGGUCUAUCUCGUAACCAGGUAUCUAAUUGGUUUAUAAAUGCAAGAGUUAGGCUUUGGAAACCAAUGGUGGAGGAAAUACACAUGCUUGAAUCACAACAAUCUCAAAAGGAAUCAUCUCAAAGAGAAGAACAUAGGAACAAUUUCAGUGAUAACAACAUUGCUGAUCAGAAUCCAUCUUCAUCCACAGACAAGUUUCACGAUGUCACAUAUAAACGAACUAGAAAUGAACUUCACAAUAUGCCGGUGGUGAAUCAACAAGUUGGUAAUGUUGGAGUGAGCAUGAUGAAUAGCGGCGCAACAAGCAAUGGCGUAUCUCUAACACUUGGCCUUCAUCAAAAUCAUGCAAUGGGAUUAUCUGAUCAGCGAUUUGACAUGUGCGCUGCACAGCGUUUUGGUCUUGCACUUCAACCUGAUAGCUACGUCAUGAGUGGUUUUCAAUUACAGAAUCGACAAUUCGGGAGAGAUUUUAUUGGAGGGCAACUUUUGCAUGACUUUGUAGGAUGAAUCUUCAAUCUAUCUACUAACUUUGCAUUUACUAACCAUGUUUCUAUCAUUGGUUUCAUCUAUCACUAGAUAUUAGGAGAAGGAGAGUGAUUAAAAUUGGCUUCUAGUUUGGAAUUAAGUGGUAUUGUACUUGUACAUUCAUUUUAGCUAGUAGUGGUAAAAGGUUAAGUGUUGUUAAUUGAUUGUCCUUUAUUACAAUGUUUAAGGUAAAAUGGAUAUAUUUGAGUA